AUCAGGGGCGGACUGACCAUUUGGAAACUCGGGCACUGCCCGAGGGCCCGGGGUCAGUAGGGGGCCCCAUGAGAUGCCCCUGGUACCUUUUUCAUAAGCGCUUUUGAGUUUGGGCAAGGACACAGGGGCCCCAUGAUCCCCUAUUGCCUGGGGGCCCCAUGAGAUGUCAGUCCGCCCCUGCUGUGUAUGCAUGUACAUGUGUCUGUGUUCCGCCCCUGCUGUAGAGUACAGGUGUGAACCCAUGCACGCACAGGCAGAGCAUGCCAAAUCCAUG
Molecule: messenger RNA, 274 nt
Organism: Staurois parvus
Lineage: Eukaryota; Metazoa; Chordata; Amphibia; Anura; Ranidae
Source: the annotation of a GenBank genome assembly